AUGGAAGGCAACAUGGAGAACCAACAUGAAGAAGAGGCUCAUAACCGUGGGGGAGGAGGUAGAGCGAAUCAUGCUGGGGAAGAUAGAAGAGUGUUAAGCUCUUACAUCAACCCAAACCCAGGCAAUUACGGAAGUAGCAUCCAAAAACCCACAAUCCAGGCCAACAACUUUGAACUGAAACCACAACUCAUCACCCUUGUCCAGAACAACUAUUCAUUCGGAGGAGCUGAGAAUGACUACUUCUAUGCAUCCGAAAGAGGGAACACUAGAGGAGUGAUAGAGCUCAACAAUGUAGAUACUCUGCUGGCUCAGAAUAAGCUCAUUACCAAGCUGUUAGCUGACCUCACCAAGAAGAUGGAGAGGAAUCAAGUGGCAGCCAUCACCACUUCAUCAACAGCCCAAGAAGGAGUUGCUGAAGAGGGAGAGGGAGAUCUUGAGCAAGCCAACUACAUUGGGAAUUCACCUAGACAAAGCCAUGAUCCAUACUCCAAAACAUACAACCCUGGAUGGAGAAAUCACCCAAACUUUGGGUGGGAAAAUCAGCAAGAUCAAAGUCAAGAACAGAGGCGUUACAACCCCAACAACAAUGCAGCUCACCAACAAUUAUCCCAAAGGGCAUAUCAACAUCAAAACAGCACCUCUGCCCUCAAUCAAUCAUCAAUUGAUGAAAGAUUCUCUAAGCUUGAAACCUUGAUUGAAAGAAUAUGCCAAGAUGUCCAAGACAACAAGGUGUUCAAAGAAGAGGUGCAGUCAAACAUGCAGAAUCAAACUGCUGCCAUCAAGAAGCUGGAGACACAAAUUGGUUACAUAUUCAAGCAGCUUUCUAACCGCAACAUUGGCAAUAACAACAGUUUGAGCAAGGAAGAGGAAUGUCAAGCCAUAACACUAAGAAGUGGGAAGAAACUUAAGGAGAUUUCCGAAAAACUACAAGAAGAAAGCUCAAAUGAAGAGGAAGAAAAGCAAAGCGGAGUACAAGCUCCAGUUUCAAGUCUACAAAAGGAAAAGGGGAUGUCAAAACUCAACUUCUCAAGAGCUCCAUAUCCUCAGCAGUUGAAGAAAAAGGAAGAUGACAACCAAUUCCUAAGAUUCUUGGAAAUCUUCAAGAAACUACAAAUCAACAUCCCCUUUGCUGAAGCAAUAGAACAAAUGCCACUUUAUGCCAAGUUCUUGAAGGAACUGAUGACCAAGAAGAGAAGUUGGAAGAAUAAUGAGACUGUGAUAUUAACCGAAGAAUGUAGUGCUAUCAUUCAGCACAAACUACCUCAGAAAAUGAAGGAUCCUGGCAGCUUUCAGAUCCCUUGUAUAAUAGGGGAAAUCACAGUAGAGAAGGCCCUUUGUGACUUAAGGGCCAGCAUCAAUCUGAUGUCAGUAGCAAUGAUGAGGAAGAUAAAGAUCGAGGAAGCAAAACCAACCAAAAUGGCAUUACAACUGGCAGACCGAUCGUUCAAGUUUCCUCAUGGCAUAGUAGAGGAUUUGUUGGUAAAAGUAGGAGAGUUCAUAUUCCCGGCAGAUUUUGUAGUAUUGGACAUGCAGGAGGAGGCCAAAACCUCCAUUAUUUUGGGAAGGCCAUUUUUAGCCACUACUGGGGCUAUUAUUGAUGUCCAAAAAGAUAUUGCUCUUGGCGCCCCAGAUUCUGCUCUUGUUGAGUCUGCAUGA
Messenger RNA from Arachis stenosperma, 1656 nucleotides. RefSeq lists its product as uncharacterized. The transcript has 3 exons. The record is from RefSeq and is a predicted model, not a curated record. Lineage: Eukaryota; Viridiplantae; Streptophyta; Magnoliopsida; Fabales; Fabaceae. The coding region runs from base 1 to 1656 and encodes 551 amino acids.